GAGGACGACUGCUACAAUGUCACACAAUUUUAAACGUACCCACCUACUGUGAUCUUACCGUCUCGCGAGAGAAAAGUAUUAAGCCACGGAACCAACAUGGCGGAAGAGGAGGUGGCCAAGCUGCAGAAGCACCUGGCCCUGCUCAGGCAGGAGUACGUCAAGAUGCAGCAGAAGCUAGCGGACACGGAGAGGCGCUGCGCCGUGCUGGCCGCUCAGGCCCCCGGCCACGGCUCCGCCAACUGUGCGGCCGGGGACACGUUCAUCAGCCGCCUGCUCGACAUCGUGGCCGAGCUGUACCAGCAGGAGCAGUACAGUGAUCUGAAGAUCAGAGUUGGGGAGCUGAAUCUCUGUGCUCAUAAGUUUGUGCUGGCUGCUCGCAGUGAUGCCUGGAGCCUGGCCAACAUGGCUUCCACCUCAGAACUGGAUCUGUCUGAUGCCAAGCCCGAGGUCGCCUUGGCGAUGCUGCGCUGGGCGUACACCGACGAGCUGGCACUCAGCGAGGACGACGCCUUCCUGAUCGACCUGAUGAAACUGUCCAACCGCUUCCAGCUGCAGCUGCUUCGAGAGAGGUGUGAGAAAGGGGUGAUGUCGUCGGUGAACGUGAGGAACUGUAUCCGCUUCUACCAGACGGCUGAGGAGCUCGACGCCACCACCCUGAUGAACUACUGUGGAGAGAUCAUCGCCAGCCACUGGGAUGACCUGAGGAAAGAAGACUUCAGCACCAUGAGUGCUCAGCUCCUCUACAAGAUGAUCAAGUCCAAAACAGAGUUCCCUCUUCACAAAGCCAUUAAAGUUGAGCGGGAAGAUGUGGUCUUUCUCUACCUCAUUGAGAUGGACUCGGAGCUGCCUGGAAAGCUGAAUGACUUGGACACCAAUGGAGACCUGGCCCUGGACCUAGCCCUGUCUCGGAAACUCGAGAGCAUUGCCACCACGCUGGUCAACAACAAAGCAGAUGUGGACAUGGUGGACCAAAGUGGCUGGAGCCUGCUGCACAAAGCCAUCCAAAGAGGCGAUGAGUUUGCCUCCACCUUCCUGAUCCGCCACUCGGCCCAGGUGAACGCCGCCACGGUGGGGGCGGUGGAGACGCCCCUGCACCUGGUCUGCUCCUUCAGCCCCAAGAAGCACUCUGGGGAGGUCAUGAGCGGCAUGGCCCGCAUUGCAGAGGCCCUGCUGAAAACGGGAGCCAACCCCAACAUGCAGAACAGCAAGGGCAGAACUCCCUUGCAUGAUGCCGUGGUGUCGGGCAAUGACCCUGUGUUCAACCAGCUCCUACAGUGCAAACAGCUGGACCUGGAGCUGAAGGACCACGAGGGCAGCACGGCUCUGUGGCUGGCCCUGCAGUACAUCACCGUGGCCUCCGACCCCUCCGUCAACCCCUUCGAGGACCACGCCCCCGUGGAGAACGGCACGUCGUUCGACGAGAACAGCUUCGCCUCGCGGCUCAUCCAGCGGGGCAGCAACCCGGACGCCCCAGACACUGCCACAGGGAACUGUCUCCUGCAGAGAGCAGCAGGAGCGGGCUGCGAGGCCGCCGCUCUCUUCCUGGCGACGCACGGGGCAAAGGUCAACCACAACAACAAAUGGGGGGAGACCCCCCUCCACACUGCCUGUCGCUGCGGGCUGGCAGGCCUGACGGCGGAGCUGCUCCAGCAGGGGGCCAACCCCAACCUGCAGACCCACAAGUCCCUCCCCGAGGGCGAGCUGCAGGGCCGGGCCCAGGGGCUGUCCCUGCAGAGCCCCCUCCACAUGGCCAUCGCCCACAACCACGCCGACGUGGUGUCAGUCAUCCUGGAGCAGAAAGCCAAUGCGCUUCACGCCACCAACAACCUCCAGAUCAUCCCUGACUUCAGCCUUAAAGACUCCAUGGACCAGACCGUGCUGGGCCUGGCCCUCUGGACCGGGAUGCACACCAUCGCAGCCCAGCUGCUUGGCUCCGGGGCGGCCAUCAACGAUACCAUGUCCUCCGGCCAGACCCUGCUGCACAUGGCCAUCCAGAGACAGGACAGCAGGAGCGCCCUCUUCCUGCUGGAGCACCAGGCCGACAUCAACGUCAGGACCCAGGAGGGCCAGACGGCGCUGCAGCUGGCCAUCAGCAGCCAGCUCCCCCUGGUGGUGGACGCCAUAUGCACUCGGGGGGCAGACAUGUCUGUGGUGGACGAGAAGGGCAACCCCCCUCUAUGGCUAGCUCUGGAGAAGGGCCUGGAGGACAUCGCCUCCACGCUGGUGCGCCACGGCUGCGACGCCACCUGUUGGAGCUCCGGUCCGUCGGGCUGCAAGCAGACGCUCCUCCACAGGGCCGUGGACGAGAACAACGAGGUCAUGGCCUGCUUCCUCAUCCGCAGCGGCUGUGACGUGAACAGCCCCCGGCAGCCCGGUCCGGACGGGGAGGGGGACGAGGAGGCCCGCGACGGCCAGAGCCCCCUCCACCUGGCAGCCAGCUGGGGCCUGGAGGACGUGGGCCAGUGCCUCUUGGAGUUCGGGGCCAACGUCAACGCACAGGAUGCGGAGGGACGGGCCCCCAUCCACGUUGCCAUCAGCAACCAGCACGGCGUCAUCAUCCAGCUGCUCAUCUCCCACCCGGACAUCCGUCUGAACGUGCGGGACCGCCAGGGCAUGACCCCCUUCGCCUGCGCCAUGACGCACAAGAACAACAAGGCCGCAGAGGCCAUCCUGAAGAGAGAGCCAGGCGCCGCCGAACAGGGGGACAAUAAAGGGCGUAACUUCCUCCACGUGGCGGUCCAGAACUCGGACAUCGAGAGCGUCCUGUUCCUGAUCAGCGUCCAGGCCAACGUCAACUCCAGGGUCCAGGACGCUGCCAAGCUCACCCCCCUCCACCUGGCCGUCCAGGCCGGAUCGGAGAUCAUCGUCCGCAACCUGUUGCUGGCGGGGGCCAAGGUGAACGAGGUGACCAAACACAGGCAGACGGCCCUGCACCUCGCCGCCCAGCAGGACCUGGCCACCAUCUGCUCCGUGCUGCUGGAGAACGGCGUGGACUUUGCUGCUCUGGAUGAGAACGGCAACAACGCCCUGCACCUGGCCGUCAUGCAGGGCCGCCUUAACAACGUCCGAGCGCUCCUCACGGAGUCCAACAUCGACGCGGAGGCCUUCAAUCUCAGGGGUCAGUCGCCGAUGCACGUCCUGGGGCAUUAUGGGAAAGAGAACGCAGCCGCCAUCUUUGAGCUGUUCUUGGAGUGUAUGCCACAGUACCCUUUGGACAAACCAGACAAUGAGGGAAACACAGUUCUUCUGCUGGCCUACAUGAAAGGAAACGCCAACCUGUGCCGUGCCAUCGUGAGGUCCGGGGCUCGGCUGGGCGGCACCAACAACCAGGGCGUCAACAUCUUCAACUACCAAGUAGCCACCAAACAGCUGCUCUUCCGCCUUCUAGAUAUGUUAUCCAAAGAGCCUCCGUGGUGCGAUGGGUCCAACUGUUAUGAAUGUGUUGCCAAGUUUGGAGUCACCACCAGGAAACAUCACUGCCGCCACUGUGGCCGCUUGCUGUGUCACAAGUGCUCCAUAAAGGAGAUUCCCAUCAUAAAGUUUGACCUGAACAAGCCUGUGAGGGUCUGUGACAUCUGCUUUGACGUGUUGACUUUGGGCGGGGUGUCCUAACGAGCACCUCUCACCCCCCCCACCCCCUGUCUCCCUGGACUGGGGGAGGUAGCCGCCGGACAAGCAUACAGGAAACAGCCCCUGGACAAAGUUACUGACCACAACUUCUGUGCUAAUUCCAGUUUAUCAACAAACAAAAAAGUCAAUGUUCCAGCGGGACUUUUACAGUAGAGUUGAAGCAUUUAUACGUGUCCUCGAUCCAAGUAAUCAUGUGUUGUUGGUAAUGAAGAUUGUGUUUGAUCCUCUGGGCUGGGCUUUGAUGAGGGAGACGGUAUUAUUUCACCCUGUUAUACUUUGGUAGGCGUCUCCAGGAAUCGGCUGAUGAACAGGUAAUGAUUUCAUGUUGAAGGGGAGCCAGGCCCUGGUCAGAACAAAUAUGAUUUCUCCAUUAGAAACUCACUGACUGUCAUCCCUUUCCUCAAAUUAACCCUUUACUGCACAGUUCUGAUGAAUCAUAGAAAGAGAAAGAUGUACUUUCCUCUAAGGUUGGGUGACUGUCAUUUCUAGAGUACUUCUGAAUCACUCAUACUAGGCACUGCCUCAUUCCUCACUGUUGACUGGAUGGCUGAUUCAAACAGGGUGGGCUGGGUCUGAAAGAUUUGAAGGGACAGGUUGAGUUACUAAGGGUUUUUCAUGCUACAGAUUAUUGAAUUCCAGUUGAUUCUGUGACUCUAAUUUUCAUGAAACACUAAACUAAAUGCUCCCAUGUAUUCACCCUGUGAGAAGGAAGUGAGAUUGCUGCACUUAGUGAAUCUUCCUCCUGCUAAAAAAAUGUGAUUUAGCGAUGUGUACCUGAUUGAACAUGAGCAAAGCUGAGAUAUAUCAUCCAAAAGCUUUUGCCCAG
Messenger RNA from Osmerus eperlanus (European smelt), 4456 nucleotides. It is a transcript of the gene ankfy1, whose product is annotated as ankyrin repeat and FYVE domain containing 1. The record is from RefSeq and is a predicted model, not a curated record. Bases 97 to 3612 code for a protein of 1171 amino acids. Gene Ontology annotation, molecular function: protein binding; metal ion binding. Lineage: Eukaryota; Metazoa; Chordata; Actinopteri; Osmeriformes; Osmeridae. The transcript is spliced from 25 exons.